This is a messenger RNA of Fusarium keratoplasticum, 585 nucleotides long. RefSeq lists its product as uncharacterized. NCBI's taxonomy places the organism in Eukaryota, Fungi, Ascomycota, Sordariomycetes, Hypocreales, Nectriaceae. Bases 1 to 585 code for a protein of 194 amino acids. The transcript has a single exon. The record is from RefSeq and is a predicted model, not a curated record.
AUGACAUUGUACUCUAAUAAUGACGAUGAGCGAACAAGCAGCCAGGAGUCCGAAGAGAGCAGCGAAGAUCCCUUCUUUUUCAGCAGCCCCGAUACCUCAGAUGCCUUCGCUCAAAGCGGAUCUUCCGUCACUACGAAUGCGCUCCCAUCUGAUCCGCUGGGUCCUGAUACUGGUUCCGGCUCCGAUACUGACGUGGACACGGACUCCAACGACUCGGACGGUUUCGAUGAUCAAGUCUCUGUUGACAAUUAUCUCUCAGACGAACCUUACUACUCGGAAUACGACGAAGAGCUCAAUGUUCUCCACGGUGCCCAGAUCGCCGGUCUCUCUUCCUUUCAUUCUCGCAUCGAUCUCGAGGUUUUUCUGGCCGAGGAUGAAGAUGAGGCUGAAGACUUGCCAGAGAUGCAGAUGGCCGUCGACAGAGAUUCUUUCGAGCACUGGUUUGGGACUGAUGGUGCUGUCGAUGUUGAGCUCGAUGGCGCUCGGCUUCGCUGCACUGGGGAGCUGUUUGAUCCCGAUGAGAUCGCGGGUUCGUCUUCAUCUGAAGACGAGGACGAAGAAAUGGAUGUCUUGGUCUAUGAAUAA